AGGAAAACUGGGCUUGCUUUUGUUGUUGACAAUCUGCUGGGAGGUCGAUGCUAUAGUUAGUAUUUUAAUCCUUCAUUUUAAUUACUGAUAAAUAUAUGAAGAGCCUGCAGUAAAUCAUCCCAUGUUACUGUAGCCUCCUGGUUUUUAUUUACAAAGCCUGUAGAAAGCCUUAUUUAUAAUUCACCGAGUCAGAGAUGGAAGAAUCCGGCACAAUGACAGCCAGGCCCGGGGAGCACAUUCCAUACUUUUAACUUGGGAGACUGAGAGGUUUCCUCUCAUUAAUUCAGCUAUAGAGUUCACUGAAACAAAUGCUGGAAAAUGGGCAAAGGAAAGAAAAAAGCAGGACCUACAGGGAAAAAGAUUACCCUUAAAUUAGCCAAAAACUCAUUAAGAAUGACAGCUGAUGGCAAGCGUAGACUCGACCUUAGCAACAUGGGCAUUGCAGCCUUCCCCAAAUGUAUUCUAAAACUGGCAGACGUAGAUGAGCUUGAUCUCAGCAGAAACAUGUUACAGAAGAUUCCGGACUACAUUGAAGAUUUUAAGAAUCUACGUUGGCUGGAUUUCCACAGCAACCAGAUAGAAACACUUCCUGAGACCAUUGGGCAACUUGAAAACCUCUGUUACCUUAACCUCUGCAACAACAAACUCACAGCAGCUUCUCUUCCACUGCAGUUAGGCAAGCUGAAGAAAUUGCGCCAUCUCAACCUUGGAAUGAAUGGUUUUGAAUGCCUCCCAUCAACUCUUGCUGCUCUGAAGGAGCUGCAGGAACUGGGCCUGUUUGACAACCACCUGACUGGCCUGCCUGAAAACAUUGCUAAUCUUCCCAAGCUCAUGAAGGUAAAUGUGAAACGGAACCCGUUCCUUCAGACUAGAGGUGAAGAGGACAGAGACACCAUCCAGCGUUUAGAGUGUCUGUAUCUAGUCAAUGAAGAUAGCCUGUGCAAGCCCUGCCUCAAGAAGUGCAAAGAAGAAAGAGAUAAGUUAAACAAACUGAAGCACUUUGCCCCUUCUGCAAGGAAGCUGACUUUCCAAGGUCUCCUUACCCCGAAUUCCACAGCACAGGAAACCCAAGAAGAGUGGAGGUGAAAAAAUCCAACCCAGCUCCUCUCAAUACUAGACUAACAAUAUGCAUUCAUUAAACACAGACAUAUUGAGGCAUAUUUCCCCACUGUUGGCAAUUUGCUAUUCCCUUGGUAAAUGACAAAGGCUAUUCCCCCAAGUGGAAAUCCAGGUUCACUAUUAUCCGGUAUUACACCACAUAUUAUACAAAUAGAAAUAUGACAGUGCUCAGACCUCACUGGGUCUUUUGACAGCAGCACAUAAAUUGCCUUUAAUUUUAGAACUGGAAAUCACAGGCCAUGUAAACAAAUAUGAGAAGAUGAGACUUGGAUAUGGGAAUGCGUGUGUGAAGAUGAGACUUGGAUAUGGGAAUGCGUGUGUGAAGAUGAGACUUGGAUAUGGGAAUGCGUGUGUGAAGAUGAGACUUGGAUAUGGGAAUGCGUGUGUGAAGAUGAGACUUGAAUAUGGGAAUGCGUGUGUGAAGAUGAGACUUGGAUAUGGGAAUGCGUGUGUGAAGAUGAGACUUGGAUAUGGGAAUGUGUGUGUGAAGAUGAGACUUGGAUAUGGGAAUGCGUGUGUGAAGAUGAGACUUGGAUAUGGGAAUGCGUGUGUGAAGAUGAGACUUGGAUAUGGGAAUGCGUGUGUGAAGAUGAGACUUGGAUAUGGGAAUGCGUGUGUGAAGAUGAGACUUGGAUAUGGGAAUGCGUGUGUGAAGAUGAGACUUGGAUAUGGGAAUGCGUGUGUGAAGAUGGGGCAAAGAAUUCUAAAAAUCAUGUGAUUUAAAGAAAUAAAACUGAACAUUUAAAAAUGAUAAUUAUUGCAACAUACUUGUUUUAAAAAGAUUAUAUAAGUUUCUGUUUUUCUUUUUUUGUACAAAAUACCCUGUUUUGAGGCAAGGUAAAGACAAAGGAGGUUUUAUUAAAAGGAAUAUAAAUUCUAACAGUAUAUAACUAGUACAAAUAUAUUCAGACAAUUUGCCCUUCUUGUUGCUUCAAAAGAUGGCCCUAAGUUUAUUGUUGCUGUGCCAAUUUGUUUUUAAUAUAAUUUAUAAAGAAAAAAGGAUAAUUAAAAGCUGAUUAAUUGAAAAUUCA
Acipenser ruthenus (sterlet) is the source of this 2150-nucleotide messenger RNA. Its product is annotated as leucine-rich repeat-containing protein 18-like. The coding region runs from base 319 to 1086 and encodes 255 amino acids. Gene Ontology annotation, molecular function: protein binding. Lineage: Eukaryota; Metazoa; Chordata; Actinopteri; Acipenseriformes; Acipenseridae. The transcript has 2 exons. The record is from RefSeq and is a predicted model, not a curated record.